CAGGCUCCUCCCCAUGAACUUUGUAUUUGAACUUUCUUUGUGUCUGCUGAGCAUUCAGACUUUCACUCCUUCUCAUCUCAGCCAGGGACAGAUCAUCAUAGAAAUAUGUUUAAUGCCUGGAUGUUAUUGUUUCCCCUGCUGUUAGGGACAAGUUCAUUCAUGAUCCACAACACCCAGCACAGCUUGUGUCUGGAAGAUUCAGCAGCUACAGGUGAAGUCCUGCUGAAGAAGUGUAACUUGGAGUCAGAGUCUCAGCAGUGGAUGUGGAUCAGUCAGGGCAUGCUGAUGUGUGUUGCAUCAUCCAGAUGUUUGUCAGCCAUGCAGAGAGAGCCUCUCCAGACCCAGGCCUGUUGGGGCCCAAAAGUGGAGGCUGCAGCACUAAUGUGGGAUUGUGACAACAACAGACUGAUCAGCAGAAACACAUCUAUGCUGCUGUCAAUAGAUGGUCAGCAACUGGUUUUCACACAUGAGAGCAAACACUCAAAGUGGAGAUCUCUGGAUGAGGGGGACAUCUGCCAGGAAAAACUGAGGUCCAGGAGGGAGUCCAAAGAUCUUGAGGAGUUUGAGGCUGCAGGGGAGCAGACAGGCAAAAUGGCAGCCUUGACAAAGGAACAGAGAGAGUACCUACAAUGGUACUAUCGCACAGAGGACCCGACUACAUGGAAGUUUGUGCUGCUGGGACUGGCAUUCAUCUGCCUUCUUGUUGGCUUUCUGCUGUUGGGAAUGGGAGCCAUGGCUAACAAGAACAGAAAAGAGAUUGCAAAAUACAAGGCAGUAGCAGCAGCUAUGACUCAGAAGAGUGAGGGUGAGGAGCUGCUGGUCAUUUCACCACUUGGAGAUGACAGCAACAGCAAACCAUCUCCAUCACUUGACAGACCCCUGCAGGGAAACAAAGCCUCCCCGUUCAACGGGGAGGUGAGUGAGCUCAAAGCAGGAAACAUAGUGGUCACAUGGAAGGAUGGAAACACUUCAUGUUUGUACUCGGAUCCUGCGGAUGAUGAGUUCAAACAGGUAGAGGUGCCAGCUGUUCAGCUGGAGGUUGAUGAGGCAGUGAAGACAAUGGAGUGAAGACGCCACAUUACAGAUGCUCUCUGCUUGUGCCACAGUGUUACCAUGCUCCUCUGGACUUUUUUGUUAAGACUUGUUAGCAGCUUUCAUCACAAACAGUUUAACCUUUCACCACCCACUCCUCAACU
Molecule: messenger RNA, 1196 nt
Organism: Scatophagus argus
Lineage: Eukaryota; Metazoa; Chordata; Actinopteri; Scatophagidae
Product: solute carrier family 51 subunit beta
Exons: 6
Coding region: 106-1068 (320 amino acids)
Biological process (GO): bile acid and bile salt transport
Cellular component (GO): plasma membrane
Molecular function (GO): transmembrane transporter activity; protein heterodimerization activity
Source: RefSeq, a predicted model, not a curated record